AUGACUUUUUACACGAAUUUUUCGAGAGUGUUUCGUUUCAACAAAUUCUUCCGGAAUCAGGGUGAGAAAUGGCGAAGCAGAAGAUACGUAGCUCCGAUACGAUUUCAUCGAUCGAUACCGAGAAGCGUUAUCAGCAAUAUCGAGAGUUCGAAGCGAGCUGUUAAAGCUGUUCUCAUUUUGUCUUACAAGCCACAACAUCAAAUGCAAAUUUAUGGAAAUAACUUGUUGACGAACAGCUCGGAAUAUGAAAGUAUCCUCGGCCUGAUCUUAAUUGUCGCGAGAAUUUUCGUGAUCGGUUCUGUUCUAACUGGAUUGGCUAUCGUAUAUUUCGUCACACGUUUUACGCACAGAUACGUGUUUCCAAAGAUCCUUCGAAGAGGCAUCGAAUUUCUUGGACCAAUUUUUAUAAAAUUCGGUCAAUGGGCGUCCACGAGGAAAGAUUUGUUCCCCGAAGAUGUUUGCCGCACGCUGUCGCAAUUGCAACAGAGCGCUUCCGCGCAUUCUUGGAUUUAUACGAAGCAACUGCUUAAAACAGUAUACGGUUCGAACUGGAGAGACAUAUUUGUAAAAUUCGAACGCGAAACGCCUAUCGGGUCAGGAUGUUGUGCUCAGGUAUACAAAGCAUGGGUGGAUCUGAAUGCUCGAGUGGAUAUAACGCGGAAACCUGAAAUACCUCUAUUCAUUCGAAGUAAAUCAUUUAAAUACACAGUUUCUUUCCUUUGCCUUAUUUAA
This is a messenger RNA of Heterotrigona itama, 732 nucleotides long. Lineage: Eukaryota; Metazoa; Arthropoda; Insecta; Hymenoptera; Apidae. The record is from the annotation of a GenBank genome assembly.